UCUGUGAGUGGACAGUUCUCCGUCAGCCAGGUCACGUGAACAGAAAUCUCUUCAUGUGAGCUGGGGCUCUUUUUGGGCUCACUGCGUUUUGAUUCGGAUACAGAAUCGUUCUUCCAGUUGCAGGGAAUUUGGACCAGAUAAAGACAGAUGUUUUUCUGCUUUUCCGGCUGAUUGCUAUUUCCGUGGUAACAUGACGCCUGCGGUCUCUGUCUGCGGGGCAGGUUUCUCUUGCGGUGUCCUUGAUUCUGCUUUAACUGUUAUCUGAUUAGGCUGUGUUCAAAAGUGCCAGGUGAUGCUUGCACCUGUGUGGUUCUGAGGCCGUCAGCCAAUUGCAGCAGAGCUCAGGAUGACAUCGCUGUGAGUGUGUUGUCAUUGAUAACGGAUUCAUCUUGUUGUCUGUUGCUGCUCAGGGUACCCCCCCCCCCCUUCAUUCGUCUAAGCCUCGCUGCCAUCUGUCAGCUCCGCCCAUCAUUGGCUGAAGGAGCCUCACAGAGGAGGAGCUCUCCACAUGAUUGGCUUUACAGACUGCGUAGAAGAUGGGGCGGAGAUUCCGGAGAUUGAUUGGGAUUGGAUUCAUUGGAAGAGGAAGAGGAGGACGAAGGACGAAAACAGCAGGUCACUCUCAGACAGGGGGCAGAGGAGGGUUACCAUGGAAACGCAGGAGAUGUUGCUGCUGCUGUGGGAAAAUAGGACACAGGUUUUGGUUCUGUUUUGUCUUCUGAAGAAUGGACCUGGUGCUCCAGUGUUGCCUUUGACCCUCAUCCAAGGCUUCUGUUGAGCACUGUGUUCAGUUGCAGGAGGUUACGCCAGUCUAAAACCGUAAGAUCCAAUCACUGAAGAGACAGACAUGUCCCAGGCAGGCAAAGUCCUUCAUCUCUAUGUGGAAGUGAGAUCUGUUUCAGAGGAGGAGAAGAAGGGAUUGGGUAGAGGAGAAGAUGGGUCCAGUCACCUGAUGUUGCAAUGUCCAGACGCCCUCACUUCUUCUCAGAGGAACUCUGCUCGCUCUAGUCCUACCCGGAGCCCAGUUGUAUCUCCUGUCAGCCGACAUCACAUGGGGGUUGGAAACCACAAUUUACUGCCCUCAAAGUCUUCGCUGAGGCACUCCGUGGACCGCCAGCUUCAAAAUGUUGAUCCUUCCACGUCUCCUACUCAGUUCCAACGGCAGGAUGUGUUGUGUGAAAGUUUUGGUCAGUUACUUGAGAUCCUUAGUCCCAAAACAUCUGGCUCCUGCCACCACGGCUCACUUGGACAAACCAGUUCUUCUGAGAUCAAUCCUUUUUCUGGCAGGAUGCCCAUCUCCCCAUCAUCUACACACUCGAGCAGGCUCAGUCUGUCCCCCAGCCCCAACAAUUUCUGCAGUUCCUAUGAAGUCCUUGAUGGUGUGAAUGAUGCAGGGAAGACAUCUGUUGUUUCCUUUGGAUAUAUAGACAAGGCCAGUGUUCGUAGCUACGCUGAGCUUCGCAAUUCAGUGUGCAACACAACAGACUGUCUGCCGAACAAACAAGAGGGGCAGCAGAUUCCUGCUCGUCUCAUGAAGAGGAUGAGUGAUCCAGUGUGGCUUCAUGAUCAGCCAUCAGAGGGCGGCACCUUCCACAGUCACCACCAUCAUUCCUCAAGAGAAUCCCCUUGGGGUUCACUGAACAUAGAGAGAUGUACUAUGGAGGCAGUUGCUAGAGACUCCACCAACAGGGUUUUAGAUGAGUUUGGAUCCCCAAAACUUAAGCGGAGGUUUGCAAAGAACUACAGUCCUACUCUGCCUCAGCAUCAUUCGUCUCCUCGCUGCCGGUCUUUGGGAGGAUCGCCCGUCCUGUCCCGCAGUACAUUCACCCUGCCGUGUAAGACCCAACUACAGGAGCUCAACAGGAAGCUCUGUCAUAGCUCGAUGAACGGAUUACCCAGAAGUCCUGCCUCUGACCACCUGUGUGCCCAGACUGGUCUCACCCUGCACCCGGAUGCUCUAAACUCAACCCUCCACUCCCACGGAGUGGCCCAAAGCCAACAGAGGCCAUGGAUGGGGGAUGAGAGUCCGAGGUUGUCCAGCAAAUUUCACUCACCUUUACCAGCAGGUCGACCUACCGACAUCCAGCAUGAGGUUCCAGCCUGUACGUUUUCCCAUAGCAGCAUCUCCAGGGCUUCCUGCCAGCCAGGAAACCCACAGCAAUACGUAAACACUUCCCAUUACGCAACAGACGCCUCAUGGUGUCGUACUAAUGACGUAAUUGAUGCGACCGUCCACAAGCCAUCCCGCUGCAGCAGCAGAGCUAGUGAUGCUGACAGCUGCAUCAGUGACUGGACCAGUGCCUCGCCAUCUUCAAAUCCUGAGCACGACUUUAGGCUGGCUGUGGAGGCUAACAAGUAUUCUAAAGCUUAUGCAGGAAAGCAGACUCCGUCUCCCACUCCUUCUCAAGCUGAGUCGCUGAUGUCUGAGAGCCUCAGGAGUUCAUCAAGAGAGUCCCGUCUUUAUGGCUCUCCCCAUUGUUGCGGCUCCGUUGAGCAUCUGCAGAUGGAUCAACACUGGAACACAGAAAAGCUGCCAACGCAGACUAAACCUGGAUCCAUUUCUCCCCUGGUGUCCCAGAGAGGACACUCCACUCCAGCAUCUCCUGCCUUCGCAGCCAGGCGGAAUCACACACCUGCCUGUCCGUUAUCAGUUCUGGAUUUGCAACAGAAACCUACUUCACCUACCAAGGAGCUGUCUUUGCACCACUGGCACUACAACCACCUCUUUGAUGCAUCACAGAUCAGGAAACAACUGAGCUCUCAGAAUGCUGAAGGUCUGCCUGUGAGCUUGACCUCUAGACAGCAAGAGUGGAGCGGUGCCCGACCAGUACAGGAUGGAUGGGAAGCUUGUGGAGAAAACGACAGGCAGAUGUCAUCUAGAACUUCUGGGCCAGAGGAGAGCUGUAAGAGGGACAGGGGAGCACCAUUGGAGCUGGAGAACCACAAAGCUCAGAAUCAUAGUGGGCUUGCUGGGAUGUCCUCUCAGAGUUCCAGUGGGGUGACAGGUAGCCUGUCCCCUGAAACCUGGAGCCAGUCAAGCCACGACACCACCCAAAGCGGCUCUGGAAUGCAGUCAGGAGGGGACACAGUGUCAACCCUACCGUCGCGGUCACAGAAGAUCGCUCGUGCAAAGUGGGAGUUUCUGUUUGGGGGCAAGUCGGAGGACAGUCGCUGCAGAAAAGAAGCUUUGCCCACAACGCCUCCAACCAGCAGCCCGCCCAGCCCUCCCUCCUCCCUCAGCCAGGGCCCAGCCUGUCCGAGGAGGGGGUGGGAAGGCGAGGGCCCGAAGCUGUCGCAUCACGCAGUCCGUCAGGUGGAGGUGGAGCUGGUCACUCCCCAUACUCGAGGUGCUGCCCUCAAGACAGGUAUCAUCCGACGCUCCAUCAAAUACUCUGAGACGGACUUGGACGCUGUGCCGCUGCGCUGCUACAGGGAGACGGACCUGGACGAGGUGAUGCGGGCGGAGUCUGAGGCACCUGAGGAGGCGGACUCAGCCUUUGGUAGUAACCGCAGUGUUUUGGAAAGCUCCAGCUUCACACCCUCCAAUCCCUCCCCAAAACCUCACUCAGUUGAACGGGAAGAAAAUGAGGAUGAAGAAGAGGAGGGAGAGGAGGAGGAAGAGGAGGAAGGAGUGGCGAGUUGGGCCAGUGUGAGGAUGCUUGGAGACAGGCGGAGACAGAGAGCUGCCAAGGAGGAGGAGGAGGUUUUCAGUCUGUUGCUGAAGGGCAGCUCCUUGGAGGCAACGUCUGAAACCCACGGGGGCCUCAAGUCUCCUAUCUCGGUGGGAAGCCCCCGCAGACCCUCUGAAUCCAACCUGGAUUCCUUCAGCCGCCACUUUGAGAGCAUCAUGGAGUCCCACAGGGCCAAAGGGACGUCCUACAGCAGCCUGGACAGUGUGGAUCUGCUGACUUCCGGGUCCACUUCUGUGUUCACCUUUGACCUGCCAACGCUCACCCCAGAGAUCCAGAGUCAGAUCUGUGAGAGCGCCAAACAGAUCAGCGAGCUGAGUUUUGCCCCGCUGGCCCAUUCUGAUGCAUCCACCCCCUCAGAGAUGUCCCGCUCCGAAAUUAGCCUUAAUGUUGCAGGAAAGGACCUCAGAGCAGGCUCCAAGGUCAACACGGGCCUUCCAGUCCGGUCCAAGUCAGAGAAGGAGACAUGGCGCCGCUCCAUCCUUAAAGAUGGCUUCAGGAAAGCCAGCUCUGUCCCCGUGCUCCAUAGUGAACCGAGGGAGCGUGCGGUGAACCGGCCAGUCGAGCUGCUGUAUCCGCAGGACGAUGUGGCCCAGCGUCUGGCCCUCGGCGGGAGCGAUGAGGCUCUGGCUAACGGGCUAAAGCCAGACCUACAGGCUGCCAAGCGCCUGGCCAAACGUCUCUACAACCUGGAUGGCUUCAGGAAGUCGGACGUGGCUCGCCACCUCGGCAAGAAUAACGAGUUCAGCCAGUUGGUGGCAGAAGAGUAUCUGAGUUGCUUUAACUUCAAAGGUCUGACCAUUGACCAGGCGCUCAGGUUGUUUCUGUCCCACUUUGCUUUGAUGGGAGAAACUCAGGAGCGGGAGAGAGUCCUUGCCCAUUUCUCCAGGAGAUACAAACACUGCAACCCGGAGAGUCUGUCCACUGAAGACAGCAUCCAUACACUGACAUGUGCCAUCAUGUUGCUGAAUACGGAUCUCCAUGGAAACAAUGUGGGGAAGAGGAUGUCCUGCACGCAGUUCAUCUCCAACCUGGAAGGACUCAAUGAUGGAAAAGACUUUCCCAAAGAACUGCUGAAGAUCUUGUACACCUCCAUCAAGACUGAGAAGCUGCAGUGGACCAUUGAUGAAGAAGAGCUGAGGAAGUCCAUCUCUGAGCUAGCAGAGUCCAGAACAGACUCCGCCUCUCACACUAUGAAACGGCUGGGGAGUGGAGGAAACCCCAUGGUGGGCGUCGCCCAGCAGGCUGAUGGCGAGCUUUACAUGAGCGGCUUCCUUGUUCGCAAAGUCCACGCUGACCCGGAUGGGAAAAGAACGGCUCGAGGGAAGAGGGGCUGGAAGUCUUUCUACGCCAUGCUGAAGGGUCUGGUUCUCUACCUGCAGAAAGAUGAGUACCGGACAGAGCGCGAGCUGACAGAGGAGGACGUAAAGAACGCUGUGUCUGUCCAUCAUUCUUUGGCCAUGAGGGCGGUUGAUUACAGCAAAAGGCCCAACGUCUUCUACCUGCGGACUGCCGACUGGAGGGUCUUCCUGUUUCAGGCGCCGAACGCAGAGCAGAUGCAGUCCUGGAUUACACGCAUCAACGUGGUGGCGGCCAUGUUUUCAGCUCCUCCUUUUCCGGCGGCGAUCGGCUCUCAGAAGCGUUUCAGCCGCCCCCUGCUGCCGGGCUCCGGCACCAAACUAUCUCAGGAGGAACAGGCGAAAUUCCACGAGAACCGGUUUAGAGCGGUUUCUUCCGAAUUGCUAGAACUUACCCCAGCCACGCCAGACCGGAAGGCUAAAGGUCGCGAGCUGGAGGAACAGAAACUCCGGAAGGAGUACCUGGAGUUUGAGAAAACACGCUAUGGUACGUAUGCCAUGCUGCUGCGAGCAAAGCUGUCAAGCGGUGCUGAGGGUCUACAGGCGUUCGAGUCUCAGCUAUUCGAUGAGGGCGGCCUGCAGAGGGCGCAUUCAAGCCCCACGUUGCCUCAAGACGCCGGCAACAAGGAGAAGACCCGCGGAACGAAGACGUCCAAGAGCCUAAAGGUGACGUCUUCGUCCCGGAGCGAAGGAGGCACUGGGGAAGGCCGGAGGAAGAACGGCAGCCAGCGGGUGGAGAUUCAGAAGCAGAGCAGCAAGCAGGAGGAGGCGGCUUGAACGAGGCAAAGGACUUAGCCCGCCUCCUUCUCGGUCAACCCUCAGCUGCCUCCUGAUUGGUUGAGGAGCUUUGCUUUUUGCUGAUACAUUUAAGGUCAGCUGGAAAAGGGGGCGCUGAGGGCGGGGAUUUGUGCAGGAAACUGUCAGCCGCUGACUUUCACAGCAAGAGCUCUUUCCUGCUUUCCGGCAUGCAGAUGGGGGCAGUUUGUUGUGAAAGGACAACCUUAAAGCGCUGAGCAUCUUCAGGGAACUGACUCUUUGUAGGAAAUUUGAUUCCACUAGCCUCCGACUGACUUCCCACCGCUCUGCUGCUGGCAGGAGUGUGUGGGCCGGUUGCCACAGUGAUAGAGCCAAGAGAAGGGAGGGGCAGGGACUGCAGGGUCAAAACACCCCCGCUACAGCAACAAGCAAACAAACAUAGAGACACGGGAACAGACCUCCUCCUCCACACGUCUGCCCAUGUGUGUGUUCCUGUGUGCGUGUGUGUUUGCGUUCACAUGCUCGCUUGCUUGCGCUCUGCUAAACCAACAGGAAGCCCGGAGCGAAGAGUACAGAUGUAAAUUUAGAACAGAAUCGUUUUUGGGGCGAAAUUAAAAUCGUCAAAAUUCGUUAAAAGAAUUUUUCGUGUUUGCGAGGAGGAGCUGAACAUAUUUUUUGUAAACUCGUUUCUUCAGGCGAGGUGAAAGUGUUUGAUAUUGGAGCAGCUUCAGUGUGCAAUAUGUAAUCAAUCAUACCUGGUUAUUUAAGACCAAACAUGACACUUUCAAAUUAAAACUCAUGCUGGUUUGGUUUUCUGUUAUAAUCUUUGGAACAAAGAAAAACCUUUCUGUAUUUAUUUUAUUUUUCUCAGUGAUGAACAUUCUCGGUGUGACACCAGAACAUUCCAACCCAAAAACCAGGUGAAGCAUAGGUUCUGUUUUAGUGUUUUUGUAUCUUCGCCCUCUCGGUUAUGUUUAUUUGUUAUCAAACCGGGUCCCAGUUUCCACGUCUCAUCAGAACCUCAGAGACCCCUUCAUUUUAGAACAAAAUAAGACUCAGAUUGAACACACUUUUUCUCUCAUCGUGGAGACCCAUAUGCUAAAUUGUGACCCCCCAGCUGCUCAAUGUCGGACUUCAGCACCAAAGCUUCGUGGUUGUUUUCUGUUGGCGGGAACAAAUCCGUCCACUCUCGUAGUCCCAAGGAUGCUCCUGUUCAUUUUGACGCUCUUCAAUCAUCUCUGGUCCAGGUCAUGUGACGCGAUUUGGGGUCACUCCAUCACUGUUAGUGGAUUUUCCUGCAGUUCCUUCUGCUGCCACCACGUCGGCUGACUUGUUUGUCCACAGACAGUCUGGAGGUCAAGGAGCUCUGACAUGUCACCUAUAAGCUGCAGUGGGUGGGGCUCUGCAGAUAGGUAAGGGGUCAGUGAGAAUCUGGACCAAACCAGAAGAAGUGGAAUUCUGAUAAUCAGAUGCUAGGCGGGGAUUGGGGGGGGGCUGAUUUUAAGGUACGAAGUCUGACAUUACGACACUGGCGUUGCUCUGGUUCUAUGAGAAGUGCUGGACCAAUCAGAAAUCAGAACCCAGGCUUAGCUGAUUGUGAUGCAUUCAGGGCCAGUCUGACCGCUGUGUUCCAUGUAUUCCUAAAUUGACAAUUAAAAAAAAGAAGAAAACUUGAAUUUUGUUGGACCUCAGUCUGCCUGCAGGUAGACCAGCGUUUGCUGCUCCACAUCGCCCCCUGCUGAGCAUCAAUGAUCCAUAUUCCUUUGAUCUUCCUGAAUCCUUGAGAACCUCCAUGGUGUUCUGAAGGGUCUGCUGUUCUGAACAGGACAAGGUUUCAGGUGACAUGGUGCUGUUUGUGUUGCUGUACAUAAAUGUGUGAAGCUGCAGCAAAAGCAGUAUUGCAAUAUUUUUUUGGUUGCUUUUAGAUAAAAACUUGGUCUGCGUUUGUUGGCUUCGCUGUACAAAAGCCACUUUCCGUUGGUUUGCUGCAGAGAAACACCAACGUUUUCGGCUUGUAAACACAAAUAAAAACAAUUUGGAAAAACACA
Oryzias latipes (Japanese medaka) is the source of this 7851-nucleotide messenger RNA. It is a transcript of the gene psda, whose product is annotated as pleckstrin and Sec7 domain containing a. Gene Ontology annotation, biological process: regulation of ARF protein signal transduction. Gene Ontology annotation, molecular function: guanyl-nucleotide exchange factor activity; protein binding; phospholipid binding. NCBI's taxonomy places the organism in Eukaryota, Metazoa, Chordata, Actinopteri, Beloniformes, Adrianichthyidae. The record is from RefSeq and is a predicted model, not a curated record.